This is a messenger RNA of Fusarium odoratissimum NRRL 54006, 11989 nucleotides long. RefSeq lists its product as uncharacterized. The record is from RefSeq and is a predicted model, not a curated record. The transcript is spliced from 4 exons. Bases 5056 to 5367 code for a protein of 103 amino acids. Lineage: Eukaryota; Fungi; Ascomycota; Sordariomycetes; Hypocreales; Nectriaceae.
CAAAUUCAUUCUCCGACCCUUCCAGGGUCAACCCAGAAGACGCAAUGCGCUGAUCAUCUGGACUAGACUGUGAGGCUCGCAGUGUCGUACCCGGAAACCCUGCUCCUACUCCGCUUUGCACAACUUGUUCUUCGGCCGAGUUUGUUUCCGAAAGCAACUUGUGCAAAACGUGCAUUGAAACAAUUCAGUGAGGGGAUCCCUGGCCAUCUGCAACAUGCCCGUGAAGAUCACUCGACCGGCAUCACCCUGCCAGAUUUGCGAGGCAUGACCCGGAAUGGCAAACCUCACGAUGUAACGGUAGCGAUGCCUUCGACUCUCGAUAGCUGCAGUUGCUUACGGGUACUCCAUCUCACCGCUUCCCACAGCCACCUACACCUGUGCUCUCGAUCCUGCAGCACCAGAAAGGCGCUCGUGAUGUGAUGUCCCGAGCUUUGGGAAGAUUGGUGCAGACACUCUGCGGGAAUUAUCAAUGCAUAUGCGCCACGCUAGUUUCGAUGAUUGAAUAUGACAUUCGCCAAGGAUCCCACAGGCUGGAGAUUGUUAGUUCACAACAACACAUUUUCAGUUGUGCCGAAUUGAGAACAUGCUCUUAGUUCGAGUAUUCAGUGGCGCAAUCCAUCUUCAGUUGUGUCCGCUGUCAUUCCCUCCUGCGGGCUGCGGCUCAGCUAUAAUGCGGAUGUGUUAUUAUCGUGAGCUAACGGAGGGCGGCCUAUUGUGGGCGUUCCGGUACGGCUGGUUUGAGAAAUGAGCAUAUGUCUUUGUUUUAGCCGUUGCAUGUCGUUAGGAAUUUCUGAUAGGUCUGUUCGCUUACGGGUUUAUCCUGCUCUGGGUACUGUUCUGGCCAGAUCGUUCUGUGGCUUGUUGAUAUUGGAUCACUUUCAUCAUCAUUAGCAUACGAAACACUCAACUUCGUAACUAAGCUAACGCAAAGCACUCAGACAUGUCUGUGAUGACCUCCAUUAUGCCGAUAAGCGCGAGAUCCUCGAUGCGCUUUGACAGAUGUUGAAUAUAUCUACAGUGCAUGACGUUUUGAAUGUAGUCUGUGAGUUGCUGACACUAGUGCAGGAAGCAUGAUGCCAACGAUGCCAUCUGAAUAAGCCUCAACUCCAGAAGAAAUGAAGCACCUCUCCGGAGACAUUUCUUCCGGAGUUUGAGUACAUACCUUACUCAACUGUGCCUGUGGCUGCGGCGUAUUCAAGGCUGAAUGAUCUGUGCCAAUAUAAUGACAUUCGGGCCAGGUGCGAUCGAAUGAAGCAUGAACGUCCAUUGGCAGGAGCUAUCGAUCCGGUCUAUUACCAGAAAGUGACGUUUGAGGCGGCCACAUCACGGGUCAGCAGGUGCUCGUUCAAGUUUCAUUACAGACGAGGCAAGCAGAUUGAUCCUCAUACAAGUCAUCACCAGAAGCAAAUGAUACCGUCAUCACUUUCUGGGCCUCUCUUGGCUCUGAGAGGGCCGCAAAGGCAUUGAUCUGAUAGCCGUACAGCCAGAUUCCGUGCGACCGGCAUGCACAGACUUAAAGUGCAGUGUUUGUUUUACGUUGAUCUUUUUUUAACCACAACUACCGUGCGUUAUCGUUACAUGUCACCAAGCCCACAGAAAUCACAUGCAGGGUCAGAUCUGAAGCGCUUUUCUGGCUGAGAAGAGCGUUGAGCUCGAAACAACGGUGGAUUUAGCAUUGGCUGGCUGCCACGUGCCACAUGCCUGUCCACGCCAAUCGGAAGGAACCGUCCAGAGGAGCCGGUCAGAUCGUCAAUGAGCCUGAGCUCUCUUUGCAUUGACCUGGAUAUUUCUAUUUCCAAGUGAGUGUUGGAAAGGGACAAGAGGACAACGUACAGCAAACCGCUGGUCUGCCAUUGUCCAAGGCCAGGGGCACUGGAAUUAUCAUGAACUCGCAUGGCUUGGUAAUUUGGCUGCCUAAGCGGCUCGCUCUCCUUGGCGGCCCAUUAGGUGAAAUUGGCUACUCGAAACUACUCGUAUUGGAUCUUCAUUGUUUGUUUCCCUUUCUUUCUUUUUUUCGCACCCAUUCUCAAACUGUCUUGGCGGCCACUCACUGGUUCACCGGUCGAGACGGCAAGAAACAAACACGGCCAAUGAGGCACGGGCCAAUAGUUCCAAGAUUGUCUCUCAUCUCCGAGACCAAAACGAUGGUAUUGUGCACUACCUGCUGGUUCCGGGAACCGCACCUUUAAGCUGUCAGCUGGGGCCAACUGUCCCUGGGCCCUGACCGACACUAAUCAGGCACCGUCAAAGAUGUUUCAGCAACGAUCUCGAUCUUGAUGUUUAUCCGUUACUUGGGCGCGGAACGACCAUGGAAUUGGUACCGACAUGACUCGGGUGCCCCAAGCUAUGAAGUUGGUUAGUGGAUCAGGAUCACAACAUUUGGCCCCUUGAGACUGAAGACUUGAAUUCCCGAGAACUCAUGUCUUCGUUUCACCAAAACAGAAAGCAUUUUGCUAGCCUGGUCUCAGCUAAUUCAUCUCUACGAGCUAUGGCAGAUUGAUCAACAUGACCAGGGGGCAUAGUGGCUAGAUAAUGCCUUCAAACGAGUCUUGGAUAUUGGAAAUGAGUUUAGACACGGAACUUCUGCUGCACUCAAUUUCUCAACCCAAGUUACAAUACUGCACUUUGAUUGGCGCCUUUUUACGACUCGUGGAGUCAUUCUUGGUUCUCUGAACGUCGAGAGCCAGCCACUCAUUCAGUCCUGUGCCUGGAAACCCCACGAAAGGUUAUAUACAGGGAUGCUACACGCUGGAGUGCAAUCUCGCUGCUAUUUACUUCCAACAUGCCCGGCUAACGAAGUAAUCCUGGCUAUUUUAUAGAGUCGCAUUGCAGAACAAGAAUAUUAGCAAUGGACAGGCUUAUCUAAAGUCUGAAUCGUGUCCAGCUUGGCGGGAUUUCGAGUGCAAUGGCAGGGAUUCAGCUGAACCACUAGCAAUCCUAGCCGAACUGACAGGUGGGGGCUUACUCUGCGUUUCGGCUCUUAGAACAGGGUCCUGGUUCAGGUGAUCUCCAACUUGAAGAUCAUAUCCCCAACUCGAAUCAAGUCACGAGUGUAACUUCAGCUCGCAAACUAGGUCCUUUUUAGGCGCUGCCCAACAAGGUUGGGACCCGGUUUUGCACCAGGGGCACAAAACUCUCAAGACUGACAAGGGUGUCAACUUCAACCAUGUCGGAAAUCUUAUGUUUGACUGCCGGUUUGUAACCGUUGUGUGACGAUGCGACGUUACAGCCUCAUGACUGAAUGAAUAACAGCAAGGAAUUAAGGUCGUAUCAAUCGUAAAGUUUUCGACAAGCACCCCGGACUAUUGUUGAUCAUGCAAAUCUUCGCCACCACGCUCCACUAGCCUCGGAUACUGUGUGCGAAAUGACGGGACAAAUUUCGUCAGAUGUAAAUUGAUCAUUGAUGAAAUACAGUAGCGCGAUAGUCGUGCGUAACCGGAGCAAAUACUACGCAACAACUGCCUACAACUGCCGUUCUACGAUUGACGCGAGUGUACUAAAGGCAGUCUCGGCAGUGCAUUACACGAUGAUCUCUUUUAAGCCCUACCGUUGAAACACCACACGUGGCUCUCAGGACCGGGAAUUGAAGGGUCCAAUCGGCAACAUCGGGACACGGUAUCCAUAUCGUUUCAUUUCAUGCAGGACCGGACUGACCUUAUCGUGGAUCUAUCAGUACGCUGGUCCAUCACAACAGACAGCCCGAGUCAUUCAAGCGUUUGAUAUUACGCUAAGCCGCGGACUUUGGAGCAUAUUUACACCAUUUUGGGUCUGGAAUAACGCACGAACAUGUCCCUUGAGGUGAACGGCACCAGGAUUGCAGCGUGUUUGACACUGGAACAAACCGAGGCACGGAGCGGACCGCAGGAUAACUGUCACCACCCGACUCGCUGCCGAUGGAGCGACCCUCUUUAGGAUAUGACAAUGAAAAAAGAGGAGCGACGGAUGUAUCAAGACCCUUGGAUGAAAUUUAUGUGAUGCCGCCGGCAUCUGCAUGGCGCAGGCGUGGGACCAGUUUAAAUACCACGGCGACGGCGGUAAAUCAUCAACCUGCUGGUGCUGAUCAACUUCCAAGCAAGCGAAUGGGUGCUUGUCAACACUUGUAUCGACAUUAUAUCCAUAUAAUGCUUGCAAAUAGAGUGUACUUGCCCUGCAGUGGCAUGGUAUCACAUUGAAGGGGAAAGGAAACAGGGGUUGCGUUAAUAUCCAUCAUAUGCCUCAAACAAUACGAAGAGGAGUGAAGGCUUACAAAAUUUCCAACCUGCGGCGACCUCGCUCUUAGCGCGGCAACGCACUGUCUGUUCGCUGUCGCCCUAAAUGGAUCUCUGUUUUGGCGUGACAUGGCAGCUGGGUUGCUGCUGAUCGUUUGAUCCCGAUGAGAUGAGCAAUCGGCCGAGUCGAGCUCACAGACAUUUGCCCCUGACACUUGUGGGGAGCGGAAAACAUCAAGCAGAGCAGAACCUGAGAACAUCCAAGUAGAGCUCACGCCCUCUACCCUUGCAAGCGAAACUUGUGCUAGGUGUGGCGAGUCAUGAACUCACACCAUUUCUUCAAGUUCAUAGUGUUGAUAUCCCCACUAAAGCUUCGUUUCUUCGACGAUGUGUAUACUUGUUCGAGAUCUAGGGUGGUUUCAGUGGUUCGCAGCUCCUCAGACCGGAACGUCCAGUGUUCCGUUGUCGAUCUGCCAAGUGCCUCGAGGUCUUCGACUUCAGAAUCGCAUGUUUGAAACAAGGACGAACGGAAACAAUUGAGUUUGCCAACCGCAUCACAGUAGUGUGAACGGUAAACUCAGUUGACGAUUGCUUCUGCCGUUCGCUACUGUAGUUGGGUCAAGGCUGACAGAUAUCCUGCAGGGGACUCAAACAUGUACAGAUACAGAGAAUGAUUCAGGUUCAGGAUGUCUUUUCCCUGGCACGUUGGCGGGUACUGUACCAGGGAAUAUUCAGUCACGUCAUUAAAUUCCUUGUCGAACUACCCUAAAGAACAAUUUAAUAUCAUGCCGUGAGUCAAUACGCAGCAAGACCCUCAUGACCAACCGGCACGGAUGAGUUGGCACAGAUGUGGACCAUAACGGAAAGAAACAGACGCUGUUGCUACAAGGAAGCAAUACAGCGGCACAAGGAAAGCAAGUUUUCAACAAGUUCCUCCAGCAUAGUCGUCGAGUCCCUUGCAGUGAGGCAUCAAAUGAGGGGCCUUGGACGGCACAACUCUCAUCAGAAAUGGGGUAUUCAUUCAACUACCAAUUUGCACGAUGAUCAAUUGAUCGAGAAUCUUGCGCCAAGGCUCGCCCGACCUGCAUUGCUUUUUGCACAUUGUUGCCUGAACAGGCCUUGUUACCAAGUGUCAUUUCGAAUCCCCACACGAUAUUGAUAUAAGCAGGGUUGCAGAUUUGCAGCCCCAGCCCCAACCCAGCCUCACUCAGUUCAACUUGGUCUGUCGCUUGACUCUUGAUAAUUGACUGGGCUUCGAACCUGGCAGAACGGAGUAUGCCCACAGUCUUUCAACGACAUGACUCGAUAAAAACAAUUGCGUGCCGUUCCACGAGUCCACAGUUACUGCACCUGACCAUUCACUAUUGUUCUUCUGACGGGCUCACUCCUUGUUCCCGCCGAAAUGUGACAUAUGACAGAAAGCUAGCUGUCUAGGGACCCCCGGAUCUCAGCAACAUAUCACAAAACGUCACCCCGACAUGGGUGGCUUAAUACGAGAAUCUCAGAACCUACAGUACGUGAACAGAAACAAUGGCGACAGGGGAAAAGGCAACGUCUAUCUUGUCUGGUUCAAUGGAUUAACACUUAUUGGGGGUUUAGGCGCCUUUUCCCGCCCUUUACCACACGCCCGCCAUACUCUCGAGGUUGCAGCAAUCCCCCCUCAACGUGCAUAAAAUCCUGGACGCGGAUCUUCUCAGUUGGAGAAGUCCAUACUCUGCGUUACAUCGAAGAGGGGACUAAGCGGCUCGGGGUCAGCCCUUGCCAUGGUAGCUAUACCGGUGCCUACAAUGAUGCCCUGUUCUAUCUGCUCUACGACGUCGCCUUCGCCUCGCCAUCUUUCCAUCCCCUGAAUAAUAGUCGGUAUAUGGUCAACCAUACUGGUGCCUGCAUGCCUCUAUAUUGACUAUAUUGACCGUAAUAUUAUCCUCUGCGAACUAGGGAUUUCCUUGUCUAUCAGGUCUCCUAGGUUCAUACCCAGAUUCCUAUGCGGAACCGCAAUAUAAAAUUCGCUAAAACAAAUUGCUGGAGCUGCUUUCGUCCUGACUAGGAAAUGGAAACGAAUCGGUGAGCUCUCCCUUGGUUCCUCGUGAUCCCUUAUCCUUCUUGCGCUUCCCAAGGGUGUUGAUCAGGUGUGAGGGACUUGUGUCUUCUCAACUGACCGCGUGGUUACCUGAACCAAGCAUGAGUUGUCGAUUAUGAUAUUCCACCACGAAUCCUUCUGGGUCACAUCGCGAGCUCUCUAGCUCCUAUAUUCAGCUGCCAAUUGACCAGCUAAACCCACUAAAGGACGAUCAUGCCGCAAUCUCACCGUUUGACAGCUUGACUUGUCACCAACAACGCGCAACUUUCCCGGUUUCCUGUCAACCCUGUUUUUCUUUUUCCUUGAAACUAUCGGUAGUUGAGGGGGCGGACGCAACCAAUCUAACGGGCUGUUUGAAGAUCAACGGCAUAUCCAGUUCGAACUUGUUCGCUUAAUUUGGACCAAAGCCUCCAGCUCAAGACAUCGAUCUAUCGAAUUUCGAUGUAAUAAAUCUUGGAAACGGUUCUAGUGUCGAGUAAGUCGUCAAGUCACCUUCCUUUCUACCCUUGCUGGCCCAGAACUCCAGCAGAGCCCUUGGCGUAUCUCGACGUUUAGUUGGUCCAAGUUGAAAUAACAGGCUACUACUGAUUGAGUAAGUAAGUCGAAGAUGCCUGUACUCUGUCACUCUCACCCUGUUCUGCAAUGCACCAUGAUCAGCCAUCACACGCUAUUCGGAUGAGAGCGAACCCUACAGUGUGCCAGGAUCAGGCAGAUCUCGAGACAUGUCUUCUGCGUGUCGAAUACCGCCGGCUCCGAAGCAAUACUUCACUGGAUAACGUUUGUCGUUCACGUAACGGUUACGGGCUUGAGGAAGGGCAUGAAACAAAACUAUACCAAACGAGAAUGCCGCUUCCCAUUCCGGGCACGACAUACAUAUUGCACAGGAGUCCAUCUCCUCUCUCAUGCAUGAGAAUCCAGCACGAACAGGAACAUGCGUGAAUGACUACCUAGGCCGUGGCCUAGAACAGCCGGUUGACUAUUUCCGCCUCAUCUUCGUCCUCGUUCUUCUCCCUGCCUGAGAACAAAACAUGGGCCCUGGUACAGGAACCUUGAAGAUCAGCACGGCAGCUAUGUAGAGUUUGCACCCUAACCACUGUAACCUUCUCCAAACCAUGCGGCGUGGCUGUAGAUCUGAUUUCCGCGGCGCGAGAUAGGAUGGAAUACGUGAUAGCAGCGAUAGGCAGGCUUAUGAGACAUGGCUUUAUGUCAGUAACUGCAGACUCGUACGAUUUGCAGUUUGGCUGCACCCACGAGUCCUUCUUAUCUGAAGAGAAGCGAAGUGAUGGGCUGGGGGUGUUUGAGCUGUUGUGAUCACAAUACCACCCACACUGCAUAGGCGGCAGUUACACAUUGAUUACUCUUUUACGUCAAAACUUGGUCAAUACCUGUUAACCAAACAUGCCUCUUGUUCAUGGACGAAUGGUAGGCGUCAAAUGUCAUCUCGAAAUGAUGAUAGGGGUAUUACUCGUGGCCAUAGUGUCAUAGAGAUGCCAUUUGCGAGCUCACUCCCGAAAAGGGUUGAGCGAAUCUAUCUGUCUUUCUGUGGGAGCCAACUGUUGAAGGCCGUGUUCGUCUCACUUCUUUCUAUCUAUCCAUCUAGCAGCGCUUACUCUCGGUUCUGUUGUCCUCAAGGGCCGCCACCAUUGAUCGUCAACUCGUCCAACUUCUCCUUGAGCUCGUGAUCCGGCUUGAGGGUACCAUUUGUUCCAUUCUCGCCGUUGACGGGCUCAGUGGGCGUUUCCCCGCUUGUCAACCCCUUUCUGAUGGCAAGGACACUGUCGACGAUGACUGCAUCGAUGCCUUGCUUGACUUGACGCUGCAAUGACGGUUAGCAAAAUCGACAUACAUCUUUCUGUGUGUGCUUAGACUUACCCGAACCAUCUCAGGAUCGUUAUUUAGUGUGCCGUAGCUGAAGCAGACGAUUCCGUUCUCUUUGACGAUCUUGAUGAGGCGAGGGCUGUUGACGAAAGGCUCUGCGGCAGCAACAAUACCCAACAGGUUCCAGCGUCUCGCGAAUCGAAUGGCCUCCUGUAAGGAUGAUGCGCGUAUAUCACAGACUUCACAGCAGCCUGCGUCUGUCAAGAAAAGGAUGGGGAUGGAAGGCUGCUUAUAACUUAGACAAAGGCAGAUGUCGGGGUUGAAAGAGCUGAAGAUGAUGUGACGUUCUCCAGCAAGGUCGUAGACCUUGGAGAGUACUGUGUCGCAGAAUGAGUUGAGCUCUACUGCAUAUGUGUCCAUCUCAUGCUCUUCACUCUCGUGAAGCAUAGGGUACUUCAUCUCGAUAUUGAAGCCAGUUUCUUGAGGAAGUUCUCGGAAGAGCUCCUCAAGAGUGGCGAAAGGAGCUUGAAUAAAGUUUCCUCUCGUGUUGCCCUUGAAGCCCUUAUCCUUGAAGUCCUUUGUGUGUUUCAUGCGUUCAUCCAACUCAUCAGGUCCACUACCAGCGAACCCCAUAGAUUGCGAGCGUUUUGGUGUUAGGCUGUUGCUACGAGCCCGGAAAUCACCUGGCUCGCCCGUGGGUGCAGGCUUCUUUCUUGAUUGUUGCUUGGAAUCUCGAUUCUUGUCGGGGUUGAUGUGCAAGAAUUGCUCCAGUGUCAAGGUAUGGACUGGUGCAUCAAUACCUGUCUCACUGACGAGGAAGUCGUGAUAGAUGACCGGAACAUGGUCCUUGGUCAGUUGAACAUCAAACUCGACAUAUUGAGCUCCAAGAUUAGCCGCAGCAAUGAAGGACGGCAGAGUAUUCUCUCCCAGCUGGAGAGACCUGUUACUUGUCAAGUUCUUGCCGAGUCCGCGGUGACCAAUCACCAUGGUUGACUCCAGCUUCUUCCAGUACGUCUGUCUCGAUGUGAUUUCCAUAUUGGGGUGGUGGAAAGGGGUGAUGACCAAGAAGUUGAAGUUGACGGUUCCAAUGACAUCGAAGCUGCUUGACAUGAUGGGAACACAAACAUCUCCCUGCAGGUUCAUGCGGCUAGAUCCCAGUGUUUGUCUGACAGAAGACAAGAGCGCCACGGCGCGCCCAACCUUGUGCUUGUCGUUGCCCGAGUAAGUCGGGACGAUAUCGAAAAGGAGCUUCACCUUGCCCGCAUCUGUUGUCGUGAAAACGACAGGUUCAGUGGCAAUGCUGUCAUGCACCGGGAGAUCGAUGAUGGUGGGCUCACCACUGGCACCAGUAGCAGAUACAACGAUCGAUAGAGCGGUGUCAAGUUGUGUGUUAUGAGCUUCGGCUCUCAUUGGUCAAGUAUCGAUGACCGAAGCUCUUGAUAGCAGCAUCAGGAGCACGCGAGCCAUUGUUGAUUCCGUUACCAUUCGAGCGACGUUCGCCGAUAGAUGACAUGUCCGAGGGAGUUGGCUGCAAUGUGUCGACAGGUCGGGUUGGGGGCGAUUCGAUCUCAACAUCGUUGGUCUCGAGCAGUCGCGCAAUGUCCAUAUGACCUCUCAGCGCAGCAUGCUCUCUCGCCGUCCAGCCUGAUGAAUCAAGGCGGGUGAUGUCCGCUCCAGCUUCUACCAGAAGUUCUGCAACGUUGUACUUGCCAUCCACAGCGGCAACAUGAAGAGGAGUCCAUGAGUAGGUGCUCUCUGUAGCUUCGAGAUCCGCCUUUUGAUCCGCAGUUCCUUUCAGGAUAAUCCGAGCACACUCUUCAUGCCCGAAUCUAGCUGCGACGUGAAGGGCAGUCUCGUCUGUCUUGUCCCUCCAGUUAAUAUCAACGCCGGCAUCAAUCAGAAGCUGUACGAUAACACUGUAGUUGGACUUGGUAGCGAUGGCUAGCACAGCACCCGAUUUGGAGAUAGACUUUCGAAUUUCGGCUUUGUACGGGCUGCUUCCCUCCCAAUUCUCGCCCUGCAGCAGAGCUUGAGUGGUCAAUGGAUGGCCCCCAACAACGCUGAGAUGGAGGGGUGCAUAACCAUCGUUAUCCUGCCACUCAGGUGUAUCAAUUCCAUCCUUGACGUGGAAUUGGUCCCAUUGCUGCAUCUUGGACAUAAUGAUUUGACACACGACCACAAUGCCAAACUGAGCUGCGUAAUGGAGCGGCAUGCGCCCGAAGGAGUCACGGCUCUUGAGCGCAACCCUCUGCUCUGGGCGCAGUUGCUCAAGCAAAAAGAUAAAUAGUUGGACAGCCUCGUCAUCCUUGGUCAAAAGUAGAGACUCCUUCUGGUUCAGUGACUUGGGCGCCUUAGAUGUUGCCAGACCAGGCUCGAGGUGCUUGUUACUGAAUUGUGACCCUGCAGGGACGGGUCGAGAUUUUGAGUCCUGCUCUCCUUCGGGAACAGAUUUUGUCCGGCCAAUGUGAAUCACCAGACGAUGAAUACAGUUACGAGCGUUGAUAUCAUCUGGCUCGUCCAGACUUUUGAGGUUGCUUAGCAGAAACGCCAGGCAUGUUUUCGAACGCGAGGAAAUAGAUCGCUGUAAGAGACCCAGCAUUAGCGGCUGGGCGCCUUCUUCGAUGACAUUGCUCGUUUUGAGGCCAGCCUCGAGGGCAGGAACAUCGUCGUUGCGUACAGCCUGGUCAAGAGCAUCGAGCUGAGCUUGAGGUAGGCUCAGCAUACCCUUAGCUGAAGCACGACCCAGGGAGCGAGUCGAGUGCUCAGACAUUGUAUCAUCGAAAGUCUGGGCUUCCGACAGCACAGACAUCCACUUGUUAAUCUCAUCAAGAAGUCUUGUUGUGUUUGCUUGUUUGGCGAAGGGCUUAACCUUGACCUUGGUAUCAAUAUAAGGACCCUGUGUGACAAGGUCCGGAACCUUCUUGUCGAGCUUCUUUGUGAUCUUGACGAAGCCCUUGUGGUUAAUCUCACCAAACCAUUGCAAAUUUCUGAACUGGCUUCUCAGCUCAAGCAGAGCUCCCAUAACUUCCUCCACUUCAUCCUGAUCCAGGGUAGCGACUACAUCGACGGUUCGUCCAUAUCGGUUCUGGAGGAGGUUCAGACGGCGACAAAAUUCUGCGUAUUUCUUGUUGUAGAAAAAGUCGACAUCUUCGAGGUUUCGAUCAAGCGCGAAAAAGAAUUCUGCAUCGAGGGUUAGGGGAGAGGCUCAGUGUGCGACACCAAGAGUCGUCAAAGCCGCCCACCUGCAGGAUCCACCUUUUCUCCAUUCCUUGCUUUCUCUGCUGCUGCUUUUACAAGCUUCUUGAGGCCCUUGUAGUUGAUAUACGAGCCCGCCCACUCGGGGACCUGGUUGCGCGGUAGGCUAGAGAGAGCAGUGAGUCGGUUGUGUUAAGAAAAGCGCAUAUUGCAUGAGUACUCACUUUCUUCCGAAUUUCAUGCUGCGUAGAUCGCUAAUCGGAGUAACAAAGAAGAUAAGAAAAAUCGAUCGGGAAGUAACGCGACCGUAGCGCGGAAAGGUUGUGUUGGUGUAGAAGAGCUUGCUUUCACAGCACACCGCGUUUCGACAAUUUAUAGUUGUCCAACACAGGAAGCUUCUUGUCGCCAGGCGCAAUCACAGAAACCGUGUCAACAACCAAGCUUAUAACCGUUUUUUUUCUUUUCCCUUUUGUCUUUCCCGGUCAAAUGCAACACAAAUGCUUAUCCUCGCAGGCCAGUGACGUCAAAGUAAGUUGCGCGCGGUGCACAAUCAAGAGUAACCAGUGACUUGACCAAGAGGUGACAGAGCAAGUGACGUAUAACUCAUGGGAACCUCUUCGAGACACCAAGAGGGUAUGACAAAGAUGUAGAAAAAGAGGAAGAAGGAAAAAGAGAGGAAUGACGAAGC